Messenger RNA from Seminavis robusta, 1998 nucleotides. Lineage: Eukaryota; Bacillariophyta; Bacillariophyceae; Naviculales; Naviculaceae. The record is from the annotation of a GenBank genome assembly.
AUGAUGAUGCAUUACAACAACAAGAAAAACGAGGCGCAGUUGAUGCGACGGGUGACCAGCAUGGACGCGUUGGUUCGCGGUCGCAGCAGACUUCCUCGACCUCGCAGCAACGAUGACAUUUCUUCCGCUGGAUCUAAAUUCAGCCGAGCCUCCUCGUUGGGCAGACACCGGGCCAAGCGCGCUUCACUCAAAGAUGGAGCCACCAAUGACCCUCUCGCUAGCCAACCCAGUUGCAGACCCCGAGUUAGGCGUGAAAGGGCGACUUCGGCGGAAGUUGUCUCUGGCCAUGGCCAAAGCGAAAGCCGCACAUGGGUAGUUGGAAGACUCUCCAUGAUGCUACUCUUGUUUGUCACCUUUUCUGACUUGGCCCUCACAGUGGUAAACAACCAAAUGAAUACUAUCGAAAGUCAUGAUGAUUACGACGCCCUGUCUCCAGAUGUCAUUCGACCAGCCUUUCUGUACAAGACAUCUGUCCCCUCCCUUGAAAAACCAACCAUUGGCUUGGGCAGUGCCGCAAUCUCGAGCAUUACUGACGCUCUUGGUCCAAUUUUACCUUUCACUGGUGGAGUCGAUCUGCGACGAAGCGAAUACUACGAUUCCGGCAAUUUCUUCGAAAGCGUGUCAGCUCUGGUACAACAAACUUUUGAAGCUUAUGCCAAUGCUAAAGAAGCGUCGACUCCAACUGAUGCUGUCGUUGAUGAAACUGUCACAGCCAAGAAGACGAAAAUGAAUUCUAAAUCAAAGAAGGAUAAGAAGAAACACGCAUCAACACUUGGAGGAUCACAGUCAUUUGUACCCCUCAAAGAUAUCGCUGAACUGACAUUGGAGGAUGUUGUGAGCGUUUUCGAAUAUGCCAUUGGCAGCACUCAGCAAGGGUUCAACCAGGGAAAGUUUGCGAGCAAGUUGUUGCCGCGAGUAAAGACUGUGAUUGAAGGCAUGGACAGUGCAGUCACUAAGGCGCGCGGAAAGAACGUAAAGGUUGUCAAGAGGCACCCUUCGGAUUCUGCUCAAUCAGGCGAGAUGGAUGCCUUCAUGUUUUGUGCUUCGAGUCGAAUUUUUGCCGAGUGGCGAAUCCUCCGACAAGUCCCUGAGGGAUUCAAGGGAUAUGCAGUUGGCAUGAGCCUGGGACAGAAGGAUGUUGUCCAAAAUGUGGUCAAGAUUGAACGUGCAGCUCAGGCAUGGAUUGAAGACCACAUCGAGGAUGCGGGCUCCGAGGUUAGCAGCCCGACCCUGCGCGAUGUCCUUGAAUAUGAAAUUGUCCUCGGGGAACACCCAAACUUGCCCCGACUGAAGGAGACAAGCGGUGCCAUGGGACUUUUGUGGGUCCGCCGACAGUUGCAGUACCAAACUGCCAUUUUUCAAAACAUUUUGGAGGUGCCCACCAGGUUUCCCACCUCAACAGAUGCCGUUACGGCAGCAUACACUCAAAUCUACGGAAACUUGCACGGUUGGGCGGUGCAGAAAAUUUUCAACUAUUCGUUCCAAGCAUCGCCCAAUGCUGAGGAGGUCUACAAGUUUAUGAACCCUCAUCGCUUGAAGGAGGUUUUUCUUGAAGCUAGGCGCAUGAAGCCAGCCGUCAACGAUGCCCCAGAUAAUGGUGAAGAAGGCGACACAGUUGAGAAGCCUGAAUCCCUUAACCCACCUGACAACCCAUUUCAUCGUAUUGGUUGGGAGUGGGACAGGUUUAUGAACCACAUUAGCCAACAGCCCGAAUCCCUCAAUCCACCCGACAACCCGUUUCAUCGCAUUGGUUGGGAGUGGGAGAAGUUUGUGGCUCACAUCGUCCAACAUCUUGACGGUCGAAAAGGAGAGAACAAAGGAUAUGCGCACACUGGAGAGGGUCUUGUCGGAGAAGAGUUGGAAGAAUAUGUCGUUGCUGAGAUGAGCAAGGAUGUUCACGAACACAUCGUCUCGUAUCUUUCGGUGGCGGGUCCCCUGCUUGCUGACCUUGCCGAACUCCACGACGAUCUCAACAUGGAUGAUCCAACAAAGGUUUAG